Caenorhabditis elegans is the source of this 830-nucleotide messenger RNA. It is a transcript of the gene F02A9.7, whose product is annotated as CX domain-containing protein. The transcript has 2 exons. Bases 16 to 579 code for a protein of 187 amino acids. The record is from RefSeq and is marked reviewed. NCBI's taxonomy places the organism in Eukaryota, Metazoa, Nematoda, Chromadorea, Rhabditida, Rhabditidae.
AGCCAACCGCACCUCAUGAUUGUGCUUAUAUUGAUCUUCACUCUACCUACCGUAAUCUCGCAAUUUCAUUUAUUUAUUGUCAUCAAUUGUGACUCUUACUGCCACGUAACAUUCCGUGACAAUGAAAUGCAAUACUACAGUAUCAUGGAGAACACUGCACAGAUUUCAAGACAUUUUGAUGUUCCAGUGGAAAGAGUCGAGUUUCAAAUUGAUAAUUUCUUCAAUUCCACUGAUUUUAUGCCGGUGACAACGAAUCUGGAUUGGGUUAGUCAUCUUAAUAAGACCUUUUAUCACAAAGGAGAUGGAUUCAUGAUUAUUGGACACUAUUUCUGCCCAGAAGGAAGCUGUCUCGUCGACCACACCCGUUCCGAAUACAAUCAAAAAAUCGAUAAAUGGUGCUGUGCUCUUGUUCUACUUGGUUUCUUAUUCUUCUUGCUAAUCAGUGGAAUUGCUGAUACUAUUUUCAAAUGGACAAAGAAGAAGUUAAAUGGGAAGAAGAUUGAGUCACAAGUCUAUAAAUCGUUGGAACUUGUGGAUAUGUCAAAGAAAAAUGAAAAUGCGCCUGGUGUCGGAGCAUGAAAAAAAAUCGAUUUACUGUAUAUAAUUUGAUAUCUGUCGCAUUUCUUCUAUUAGUCUCACUCCCGGCAUUUCUUUUGAAAAUUUUUCAAUUUUUUAUCAAACAUUAUUAAAAUUAAUAAAUUUCGAUAUGAACUGUUCGAGUUGUAGGGAGCAGACGAAUACUGGAAAUAUGAUGUUUUAUUUCUCACUUUUACAGAGUAUGAUCCCGGUUUUCUUUUUUGAAUAAUAUUUUUGAAUAAAUAUUUGUGGUA